UUCCUAUUUCUCUUUCUUUUUACUUCUUUUGAUUACCUUGUUUUCUCUUUAGUUUUAGCUAAAACAAAAUAGAAGUUAGACUUCUUAGCUGAGGUGAAAAAAAGAAGAAGAAGAAAGUUGGGUUUUUUUGUUUUGUUUAUUGGAGAAUUGAUUUUGAUCUGUAGUCAAAGAGCUGUUUGGAACUUGGAAGUUCUUGCUCUUGGUAAGUAAGGGGAUUGAGUUGUUUUGCUGUGAUAUUUGAUAAUUGUGUUGAAGUUUUGAGUAGUUUUUUAUAGUGAGAAAAAAAGAUGGGUGUUGGAUUAGUAGAGAUUGGAGUUGAAAUGAGGAGAAUUUUGAUGUUUUCAAUUAAAGGAUGUUAUGUUACAGUGUUAAAACAUCCUUUUCUUGUGAGUAUGCUGUGUUUCAUAGUUUUUUUGUAUAGAUCUUUCCCAUUUCUGUUUUCAAUAUUGUUAGCUGUAUCUCCAGUUCUUGUUUGUACUGCUGUUCUGCUUGGAACUUUACUAAGUUUUGGUCAGCCAAAUAUACCUGAAAUCGAAAGGGAGGAAAAAACAAGUAGUCAUGAUAUAGUGCCUUUGAGAACUGGUGUAUUGUAUGAUACUACUCAUAUUGAGAGUGCUGAAGAUAGUUACUAUGUGGAGAGAUUUACGGAGAGGGGCCUCGUAGAUCAGUCGAUUGAUAAGAUCAGUGAUCUUUCCCCUCUACUUGUGGAACGGUCUCGAGAUUUUCAAUUUGGGAAUGAGGGUUUUGAGGAAGCAGGAAGGGAGUUUCAUGAGCAGAACUAUGAAGAGAAACAUGGUGAUGGGGAACUUACAGAGAGUCAAUACUCUCCGAUUCCAACGGUUGAUGAGGGUUUUGAGGAAGCAGUGAGGGAGUUCUAUGAACAAAACAAUGAAAAGAAUGAAGAGGAACAUGAUGAUGGGGAACUUCUAGAGAGUCAAUACUCUCCAAUUCCAACGGUUGAUGAAGAUUUUGAGGAAGCAGAAAGGGAGUUUUAUGAGCAAAACAGUGAAAAGAGUGAAGAGAAACAUGAUGAUGGGGAGCUUAUGGAGAGUCAGUACUCUCCCAUUCCGACGGUUGAUAAUGAGAACAUUGAGUAUGACUUUGAUAGAUCAGAUUCCUUUGAUUCUAGAAGGGUGAAUCUUAAUUCUCUUCCUGGUUCCCCUUGGAAAAAGGAGAGGGAGGAAGAGGAAGAACAGGAGGAAGAGGAGGAUGAUGAUGACGAUGAGUCUUUUGAUUCGGAGUCUGAUCGAGCUGAGAGCUCUUCUCCAGAUGCUUCAAUGGCUGACAUUAUUCCAAUGCUUCAUGAGCUCCAUCCGCUUUUGGAUGAAGACACUCCUCAGCAUGUUAGUUUGUUGCAUGAUGGUUCUGAUGGUGCUUCAGAUAGUUCUGGUAAGACCACUGAGAGUGAUAACGAAUCUGAUGAUGGUGUUGAAAAUCAAGAAGAGCUAGAAGUUGCAGACGACGAGAAUGAAGAUGGUGAAGAUGAUGAAGGAAAGCAAGAUGAGGAAGAUAUAAGUAAGUCAGCUAUUACAUGGACAGAAGAGGAUCAGAAGAAUCUAAUUGACUUGGGAAGCUCCGAGGUCGAAAGGAAUCAACGGUUGGAGAAUCUUAUGGCAAGGAGAAGAGCACUGAAGAAAAUGAGGCUGGUGAUGACCGAAAAGAAUUUGAUUGACUUGGAAAGUGCUGAUCUUCCAUUCAACAUCCCGUCCAUUUCUACAGCAAGAAACAAUCCAUUUGAUGUUCAUAAUGAUAACUAUGACCUUGGACUGCCACCAAUCCCAGGGUCUGCUCCAUCUGUUUUAGUACCAAGGCGAAAUCCAUUUGAUCUUCCUUAUGACUCAAGUGAAGAGAAACCUAAUCUUAUGGAGGACGAACAAGACUUUAUAACAUUUCAAGCAAAGGAUCCACUUUUCCGGAGGCAUGAAAGUUUUAUCGUAAGACCCUCAAUCUUCGGGCUGAACAGGCAAGACAAGCAAGAUAGCCAUUUGAGACCCUAUUUUGUUCCGGAGAGAAUGGCUACAGAGGGAACAAGCUACUCACCAUUUCAAAGACAAUCUAGCGAACUUAGUGAUUCGAAGGUGAGUUCUGUUCCUGAAACAGAAUCACUAAGUUCAGUUGAAGAUAUGGAAGACAGUAACCUCAUUGAAGGGCAGCUCAGACACAAAAGCCUUGAUCAAGAAGAACUGGAAUGCAGAAACCUCAUGGAUGAACAUAUCUCGGAGGAGCCAGAGCAUACUUCUGAGCAUGUCAGACAUGGAAGUCAAUCCUCCGAAGAAGUAGAGUCUUUGGUGCAGCUGGGAACUGUGGAAAAUCAGCAUGAAGCAGAAGAAACUUUGCUCCAGGAAGGAAGAGUGACCAGCGCAUUGGAACUUAAUCCAACCGAAAUUCAAUCCAAGCCAGAAACUUCUUAUCAAAGAUACAGCAGCCAAUCUAGCUCCUCAUCGUUGGCAGAAGUGAGUGAAAGGGUCUUCAUUGAUAAAGAAGGAGAAAUGAGAUCAAGUUUCGAGGAGACAAUGGGACAUAUUGAACAAAAUGGGAUCUCCAGGCAAGCUUCAUUUGAUGGACCUGAUUUCCACAUCACAAGCACUUCAGUAGAUCAUACUCCACGCGAACACCCUAUUUAUGAUUCCAGUCCUUCUACUAUUAGGGAAAACAUAUUUUCAGCCUCCUUUUCUUCAGAUCAGCAUGUGGAAUCUGAGACAGUGUUUCCUCCUACAUUGGUUGAAAGAACUAUUUCAUUCGUAGAGAGGGAAUCUGAGGAAAAUAGUCAGGACAUUGAAAAAUCCCUUCCAACUAAUGAAGAGAUUUUGGCACCAGCAGAUGGCCAAGAAUUUCUGUCAAGAGAGGUGGUAUGCCAAAAUGAGCUCGAUGUUGCGAAGGCGGAGAUUUCUGAAGAUGAUGAAGCCUUUGGCGGUGCAAAUGCCCUUCCGGUGCCUGAGUUGGUCAUCGGUCAGACAUUUAUUGACUCGGAAUCAUCAGCAGACGAAGAUAUUGGGCAUAAAGACGGAGCUAUUGAUCAUGCACAACAUCAAGUUUCUUCUUCAAGAUUUGAUGCAGAUACCUAUAUUGUGUCUCAACUUGUUGUAGACCACGCCGUUGAAUCCCUUUCAACAUCCUCAGAUCAUCAAAACAUUCGCCAGAUGGGUGAUGAACAGCGUUUUCUGAUCGCAGAGGUUCCACUUGAUCAACCAGUUAUGCCUUCUUUGGAGAAGCAAUCUGUGGAGGAUGUGACUGAGAAGGAGGAAUCUAUAGUCUCUGAACAGCAUGAUCUUCCCUCAUUGGAUGCUGUUGAAAGUUCGGUUACUGAUGCUCUGAGUGAAGUGGAUGAAACACAGAUCUCAGUUGGACAUCAAUAUGCUUCUACAGAGAGGUCCAUCUCACAGUGUGAAGAAGAAUUGGCAUACUCAGACAAAUCCAUUGAUGAACAUCCAUCAGAUGAUAAGGAAGUAAAGGAGACACCAGCUAUCCUGGUUGAGUCAAUUGAGGAAGCAAGCACCACUGAGACCUUGAAUGUUUCAGAAAUCCAUGACCUUGAUGAUGGAAUUCCUAUUAUCAGCUCCCCACGUACUCCCAACUCUAUUUCCAAUCUGCAUGAGGUUGUUGAGGCCCCAAGAGGUGCUAGUCUAUCAGGUCUAAAGAACAUGAUCCUCGAGGAAAAUGAUAACCAGAUCAAAGUCUUGGAAAACUAUGUAUUGCCACCAGAAGCAGCUGAUUUUCAGCAUGACGAGCUAUAUAUAGUUGAAGAAACAGAUGGUAUUGAGGACAUUGAUGAGGCAUUUCUCUAUGAAUUAGAUACAGUUGGUGACUUUAGCAUCAACGAGCUGGGAUCAAGCCAGAAUGAGUUCGAGAGACGAAUCAACUCCACUGGAGAGGGUUUGUCUGCAUUCCCCACUGUUGAUUCUGGCACUCCAGAAGUUGCUGAAGAGGCCUGUGCUGAAGUUCAUGAAAGAAAGUUUCCGUUGCACCCUGAUAUUUUAAACGCAUCCACAUUUGAAGAGAUUGAUAAGCAUGAAGAAAAGGAGUGUGCUUCAGAAAUUCAAAAAUCUGGAAUGAGCAUUAUUGAUCAUCUUGAUGCAUCUUAUACAAAAUUUGCUGAAGGAGAAGUUCAUAAUGCUGUUGAUGUUAGAUCAAUUGAAGGAGGACUCCCUGCGGAUAGUGAUAUUGGGCCUUCAGAUUCCAUGAAAAAACUUAAUUUGGAUGCUCAAGAGAUAGUUCCGGAAAUGACUAUAGCUGAAGCUCAAAACUCUGUCUUUGAGGUGGCAAAUGCAGAAUCUGCUCAAACUGGAGUGACUGAUUUGCCUCAAGAAGUUAUAGUCAAAGAGGAAACUGAUUCUGGUAUGCCAGUACUAGAAGCACAAACAAUUCAAGAUAUUGAGUCAGCGUUUUGGCAAGUUUAUGAGAAAGAAAUGGAGAAAUCUAAUGUUUUUGAGCUAUAUAAUGCUGAAGAUUCUGGAAUGCCAGUGCUGGAAGCACAAACUGUUGAAGAUAUUGAGUUAGCAUUUAGAGGUACUUCUGAGAAAGAAACAUUGAACUCGAAUGUGUAUGAGCUACCUAAUGCUAAACUAGUAACUGAAGAAUCUGGGAGUUCUGACAAUUCAGCGGUGUUUGAAGUGUCAAGUUCAGUACUGAACGAUUCUGGAAUGCCAGAGGUGGAAGCACGCACAAUUGAAGAUAUUGAGUCAGCAUUUGGAAUUAGUUCUGAGAAAGAAAAGGAGCAUUUGAAUGUGGUUGAGCUUCCUAAUGCUAAGCUUGUAACUGAAGAAUCUAGAGAUUCUGACGAUGCUGCGGUGUUUGAAGUGUCAAGUUCGGUGAAGGAAGAUUCUGAAAUGCCAGUGGUGGAAGCACAAACAAUUGAAGACAUUGAAUCAGCAUUUAGAAUUAGUUCUGAGAAAGAAAUAGUGCAUUCGAAUGUGCUUGAGCUGCCUAAUGCUAAGCUUGUAACUGAAAAAUCUGUUAAUUCUGACGAUGAAGUGGUGUUUGAUGUGUCAAGUUCAGUACAGGAAGAUUCUGGAAUGCCAGUAUUGGAAGCACAAACAGCUGAAGCUAUUAACUUGACAUUUAGGCAAAUAGGUGAGAAAUCGAAUGUUCUUGAGCAACCUUUUGCUGAGCUAGCAACUGAAGAAUCUGGGGAUUUUGAUGACGCAGUGGUGUUUGACGUGUCAAGUUCAGUACAGGAAGAUUCUGGAAUGCCAGUAUUGGAAGCACAAACAGCUGAAGCUAUUAACUUGACAUUUAGGCAAAUAGGUGAGAAAUCGAAUGUUCUUGAGCAACCUUUUGCUGAGCUAGCAACUGAAGAAUCUGGGGAUUUUGAUGACGCAGUGGUGUUUGACGUGUCAAGUUCAGUACAGGAAGAUUCUGGAAUGCCAGUACUGGAAGCACAAACAGCUGAAGACAUCACUUUAGCAUUUAGGCAAAUAUCUGAGCAAGAAAUUGAGAAAUCGAAUGUUCUUGAGCAACCUAAUGCUAAGCUUGAAACUGAAGAAUCUGGAGAUUCUGACAAUGCAGCAGUGUUUGAUGUGUCAAGUAGAGUACACGAAGAUUCAGGAAUGUCAGUACUGGAAGCACAAACAGUUGAAGAUAUUAACUUAGCAUUUAGGCAAAUAUCUGAGCAAGAAAUAGCUGAGAAAUCGAAUAUUAAUGCUGAGCUAACAACUGAAGAAUCUGGGAAUUCUGUCAAUGCAGCAGUGUUUGAAGUGUCAGAUUCAGUGCUGGAAGAUCCUCAAAUACAAACUGCUGAAGAUAUUAACCUAGCAUUUAGGCAAAUAUCUGAGCAAGAAAUAGAUGAGAAAUCAAAUGUUCUUGAACAACCUAAUGCUGAGCUAGCAACCAAAGAAUCUGGGAACGUUGCAGCUGCAGCUGAAGUGUCAAGUUCAGCGCUGGAAGAUUCUGAAAUGCCAGUGCCAGAAGCAGAAACAUUUGAAGAUAUUGACAUGAUAUUUAGGAGAAUAUCUGAGAAAGAAAUGAAGAAAUCUAAUGUUCUUGAGCAACCUAAUGCUGAGCUAGCAGCUGAAGUAUCUGGGAGUUCUGACAACACAGUGGUGCUAGAAGCGUCAAGCGUGACACGCAAUAUGCAAUUACCAAUUCUUGAAACAAGACCAACUGAAUAUUUUGAUUUGGAUCAUGAAAAACUUUCUGAGAGUGAUGAUGAGACACUCAUCCAUCAUGAUUCUGUUGGUGGUGAUGAGCAUCCUGGGGAAUCCGAAGAUGUAGGAGCUUCUUCAGAUUCACAAAACGUCGAAACAGACUUGGCUUUGAAACAAGUCUUGGAAGGAAAUCUGGAGAAACCCCUGAACUCCACUUCUGAAGGUGAGUCAGCAGAAGCGAAACCAAUUGAAGCAGGCUCAUCCAAUGAUAUGGAAUCAAGUGUUAGAGGAUCUAAUUUACUUGAUUUUGGUGAAGGUGAAACUGAAAAAGGUGAUCAUGAAGUUGUACUAAAAGAAGCAAAGACAUCAACAGCUGAAAAACCAGAUCAUGCUGUUGAUAUGCCUGGUACAUCUGAUGUUAAAGGCAAGAAGGACAAAUCCCACGAGACGGGAUCAAGCUCAAGCUCAAGCUCAAGCUCUGAUUCAAGUUCAAGCGACUCCGACAAAGAAUGAAGAUGCUCAGGAUGAUUGACUGACAAAAAGGAGUUAAAGGUGGUUUACAAUUUUGUGUUUAUUGCAUUAGUAGUUUGGGUUAUUGCAUGGUUUGGAGUGGCUUGUGAAAUGAUGGACUCCUUCAAGAAUGAGUUUUGGUUUGAUUUCUUGAAGCAUUCUUUUCUUCUUAUAUUUUUUUUCAUCUUUUCAGCAGUUUUUGGAGAUUGUUGGAAGAAAAGGUUUUGUUAAACUUGUAUAUGGAGUUUGUAAUUUUUUUGUAUGAAGCAGUUUAUGUUGGACUGCUAUCCUGAAAGUAAUGGCAAGCAUGACUCAUUGCCUUUCAUUUUGCUGUUUUCUU
This is a messenger RNA of Solanum tuberosum (potato), 6933 nucleotides long. RefSeq lists its product as uncharacterized. The transcript is spliced from 3 exons. The record is from RefSeq and is a predicted model, not a curated record. Lineage: Eukaryota; Viridiplantae; Streptophyta; Magnoliopsida; Solanales; Solanaceae. Bases 288 to 6596 code for a protein of 2102 amino acids.